GCGUCGACAUCAACAUCGCCGUACUCGUGACUUGACUUCCGGCGUUUGGAUCCGUCCCGCGACUCGACUGUGAAGUUUUAUGGGUCACCCAGUUGUUCUAACGCCAUGGCAACGACUUCGCGUGUCGUCUUUGCGCUGCUAUGUUUCCUCCACGACUCCGCCGGGGCUCUGCGCUUUGCGUCCUACUACGGCGACCACAUGGUGCUGCAGAGGUCUCCAGACAGAGCCGUGCUGUGGGGCUACGGCCCCGAGGGCGCUCAGGUCACCGUCUCCCUGUUGGGACCCAGUGUGCAGAAAACCAGACCAGUGUCUGUGACAAAGGGUAUCUGGCGAGUGACCCUUGACCCCGUGGUCCCAGGUGGGCCCUAUAAUGUGACAGCUGCAGCUGUUGACGGCGACUCGGCCACGCUGACAGAUGUGCUGUUUGGGGACGUUUGGCUGUGUGGAGGACAGAGCAACAUGUACUUCGAGACCUCUCAGGUUUUUAACGCGUCAGAGGAAUUAGCCCUCGCGGCAGCGUAUCCUCAUGUGAGGACUUUCAUGGUAGCCCUCAGGCAGAGUGAAACUGAGCUGACUGAUCUGAUCAAAGUGGAAUUUCCUUGGUCUGUCCCUUCAGCAAGAGGUGUAGCAAACUUCUCGGCAGUGUGUUGGCUCUUCGGGCGUUACAUGUAUGAGAACCUGAAGUACCCUGUGGGGCUGGUGGAGUCCUGUUGGGGAGGCACACCGAUAGAGUCCUGGUCAUCGCCAAGAGCCCUGCAGCAGUGUGGAUUAGAGGCGAAUACAAACAGUUCUCUUCCCGAAAUGAAAAACUCUGUGCUGUGGAAUUCAAUGAUCCACCCACUGCUCAACAUGACGAUCAAAGGAGCCAUUUGGUAUCAAGGUGAAGCUAAUGCAGAUUAUCAUCAGGACAAAUACAACUGCUCCUUCCCUGCUAUGAUCUCUGACUGGAGAAUGGCUUUUCACCAGGGCUCAGGGGGGCAGACCGCUAAGGACUUCCCCUUCGGAUUUGUUCAGCUGUGUACCUACCAAAAAGGCUCCUUAGACGAUGGUUUCCCAAACAUCCGCUGGCACCAGACAGCAGACAUUGGCUUUGUCCCGAACCCAAAGAUGCAUCGAACCUUCAUGGCUGUUGCUUUGGAUUUACCAGAUGAAACAUCACCCUACGGAACGAUCCAUCCCCGGGACAAGCAGGAUGUAGCACACCGGCUGACUCUAGGAGCAAGGGCAGUGGCUUAUCAUGAAAAGGUGUCUUUCCUUGGACCAUUCCCCUCCCAAAUCCUGUCCGUGCAGCUAUAUGUCAACAUUACCUACAACCAGAAAGUCUCAGUCACUCCGUCUAAAGACAUCUUUGAGAUUUGCUGCUCAGAGCUUGGAGCUCCGUGUGGGCCUACGUCCAUCUGGGUUCCAGCUCCCAUCAUGCACUGGGGUCCAACCACUGUCCAGCUCUGUGCCAGUAUGUGUCCACCCACUAAAGAGGUAGCUGCCCUGCGAUAUGCUUGGAGAGACUGGCCCUGUGACUUUAAAGCCUGUCCCAUCUAUAGUGCCAAUAGGAUUUUACCAGCACCUCCUUUUAUUAUCAACCGCUACCUACAAAAGACACUGGAAGCUGGAAAGGAAUGAUGUAACUAGAAUUGUCUUUUAUGUACAUACAUAAACACAGAUGGCACAUUAUUUUGAUUGGCUGUUGAAGAAGACAAGUGCCAGAUGAUGUUGACAGUGGACUGUUGCUUUACCAGGAAUAACAUUUAUUGUCAGUGUUUCCAAGAGCCCAAGAUACAAGAUGUGCUGACACAGAUGUGUAAAGAUGUGUUACACAGUAUAUUUUGACUUUUGUGUUGCCAGGUUUAAUAUUUGCAACAUUUCAGAAGUACAGAUCUUACAAAAGAGCAGAUGUUACCUUUAGGGUUGAUAACUUUACCAAUUCCAGUCUAGCACACCAGUCACACAAUGUCUUUAGUUUCUUUAACAGAUCGGCCUGAACAAUGGAGCAUCGUUGUGAAGUACUUACAGAAUCUAACGGCUUUACAAAGCCGUUGGUUCUGUAAUUUGAACUAAUAAAUGACAAAUCAAUA
This is a messenger RNA of Betta splendens (Siamese fighting fish), 2072 nucleotides long. It is a transcript of the gene siae, whose product is annotated as sialic acid acetylesterase. Lineage: Eukaryota; Metazoa; Chordata; Actinopteri; Anabantiformes; Osphronemidae. The record is from RefSeq and is a predicted model, not a curated record. The coding region runs from base 106 to 1620 and encodes 504 amino acids. Gene Ontology annotation, biological process: carbohydrate metabolic process. The transcript has 10 exons. Gene Ontology annotation, molecular function: sialate O-acetylesterase activity.